GGACGAAAGAAAAGCUAAACCUGCGGCAAAGUGCCCUGUGCAGAGCAGCGGGGCUUAGGAAGUGUGUGCACGCUUCUGAACCCUGAGUGGCUCUCAGUUCUGUAACCUUCUCCUCCCACUGGGUGGAGUAGGGCCUUUAAGAGCAGCUGGAAUGCAGUUCCCCUGAUCAGCCUAGCCAGUUGUUGCCUGUCUGAACCUCUGCCCGUCCUGAAGAGCGGUGCUUUGAGCUCAUACCAGUGGGCUUCCCUCUGCUUCUCAACACCGCCCUUCUCGCCAGAGUGAGAAGCAGCAGCUCCCAGCAGGGAAGAGGGUUCCCACUUGCCCAGCCAUGGGAGAGGACGCAGCGCAGGCCGAAAAGUUCCAACACCCAGGCCCUGACAUGCGGCAGGAGAAGCCAGGGAGCCCCAGCCCCAUGCCCUCCUCCACGCCGAGCCCCAGCCUGAACCUAGGGAACCCGGAGGAAGCCAUCCGGGACAACUCGCAGGUGAACGCCGUCACGGUGCUCACGCUCCUGGACAAGCUGGUGAACAUGCUGGACGCGGUGCAGGAGAACCAGCACAAGAUGGAGCAGCGGCAGAUCAGUCUGGAGGGCUCCGUGAAGGGCAUCCAGAACGACCUCACCAAGCUCUCCAAGUACCAGGCCUCCACCAGCAACACGGUGAGCAAGCUGCUGGAGAAGUCCCGCAAGGUCAGCGCCCACACGCGUGCGGUCAAGGAGCGCAUGGACCGGCAGUGCGCGCAGGUCAAGCGGCUGGAGAACAACCACGCCCAGCUCCUCCGGCGCAACCAUUUCAAAGUGCUCAUCUUCCAGGAAGAAAAUGAGAUCCCCGCCAGUGUGUUUGUGAAAGAGCCAGUCCCCAGCCCGGUGGAAGGGCAGGAGGUGCUCGCUGAUGAGAACAGGUCCCUGGAGGACACCCUGCACACAGUGGACCUCUCCUCGGACGACGAGCUGCCCCGCGAUGAGGAGGCACUGGAGGACAGCGCGGAGGAGAGGACCGAGGAGAGUCGGGCGGAGAAGAUUAAAAGGUCCAGCCUCAGGAAAGUCGACAGCCUUAAGAAAGCAUUUUCCCGCCAAAACAUUGAGAAAAAAAUGAACAAGCUGGGGACAAAGAUCGUAUCCGUGGAGAGGAGAGAGAAGAUUAAGAAAUCGCUCGCUUCUGGUCAGCAGAAAAUAACCUCAGGGAAAAGCUCACCCUUCAAGGUUUCUCCUCUGACCUUUGGUCGAAAGAAAGUCCGACAGGGAGAAAGCCCUGCAGAGAAUGAGACGAGGUCCGAAGACGCGCCCAGCAGCGAGCAGGUGCCCAACGACCAGGAGGACGGCUCGUUGGCCGAGGGCCUGUCAGAGGCGUCGCUCCCCAGCGUGCUGACGGAAGGGGACAACACGGAGGGCACUGCCGAGAAGGCGGCCUCAAGAGGGAGUAACUCGGGCAUGGACAGCAACGUCGACUUGACCAUUAUGGAAGAUGAAGAAGAGGAGCCGGUGGCCCUGGAGCAGGCGCAAAAGGUGCGCUAUGAGGGCGGCUACGGGCUCCCCUCGGAGGAGGCAGAAGGGUCGGAUGGGGAACAGGUGCAGCCGGCUGUGCUGCGGGUGGACCAGAGCGCCUAAGAGCACACCCCGUCCAGCCUGCCGUGCCCAGCCCACCUGUGCCCAGGCUGUGCCAUCAGCUAAAUGACCAACCACAGCCUCAGCAAAGCCUCCCACACUCCAGCCCCACCCGCACCCUGUUGUGUGACGGUCCAGGCAGUAGUAACUUACCACCCAGUAGCAGCAGCACACUCAAGACCAGGAUUUACCAUGAAAGCAACCACACAGAGGCUCUGCUUUUAAUUUACCCCUAGGUUCUAUUUCUAUAGAAUUUCUCCAAGAUGGCCAGGAAGAAGAAAUGGAGCGUUGAAAAACAUGGAUCUGCUUGGCUUACACAGAAAACCAGAGGAUAUUGAAGAUACUAGUCGUGAAAUGUGAUUCAUUCUUUUGUGUCAUUCCAUGAACUUGCUGCAUAGUGUACCAGUAAUGUAUUGAAUUUCUCCCGUACUCUGUGAAUCUAAUUAUUACUCAAGUGGGUGAUUAUAUAAUACACACGAAUACAUAAGCUAAAGAUACAUUUUAAGAAGAGAACAUUCACACAAGGUAGAAGGGAAUAGUCAGUUGGUUACUCUCUUGAUACAAUAGAUGCCAUGGUUUUAUUGUAAACAAAGGAAAUAAUGGAAGACUGUAAAAGCUAAUGAAGUAAGAAAAGUGGCAAAGUCAGGGCUAUUAAAAAAGAAAACUGAAAAGGAAAAGUUGGGAAAAUAAGAGAAACAGGAAACAAAGAAGGCCAAAGAGAUUGAAAACAAAGA
Otolemur garnettii (small-eared galago) is the source of this 2337-nucleotide messenger RNA. It is a transcript of the gene CAVIN2, whose product is annotated as caveolae associated protein 2. Lineage: Eukaryota; Metazoa; Chordata; Mammalia; Primates; Galagidae. Gene Ontology annotation, cellular component: cytoplasm; caveola. The record is from RefSeq and is a predicted model, not a curated record. The transcript has 2 exons. Gene Ontology annotation, molecular function: protein kinase C binding. The coding region runs from base 329 to 1606 and encodes 425 amino acids.